GAAUAAGAAUAUAAAUUAUAUUAAGUUUAUAUUUGGCUUUCAUCAAUUUUCAUUUCAAUUUUGAUCAAGUUUGUUUGUUAUAAAUUCAAGUGGCAAUUCAAGGUUGACAAUACGAAUCACAAUUAUAUAAAAUAACUUCUAAAAAUUUAUUGUAAUUGCAGUAAUUAUAAAAAAUUUCAAAACUAAAAACCAACAAAAAAUGACAUGAAUCCCCUUGCUGUCCUUUUGUGUCUAAAAACUCAGCGCGCAUGUCUAUUUAGAUGAAACAUGGCCGGUCGCAGCGGUUAUGAUGAUAGAGACAACAGAGAUUAUGGUGGAGGCCGACGAGGAGGUGGCAAUACAGGAGGCGGCAGAAAACCCCUUCCUACUGAACCUCCUUUUACAGCUUACAUAGGCAACCUUCCUGGUGGGGUCAUCCAAGGAGAUAUUAAUGUUGUUUUUAAAGAUUUGAAUGUCAAGAAUAUAAGACUUGUCAAAGAUAAAGAAACCGAUAGGUUUAAAGGCUUUGGGUAUGUGGAAUUUGAGACCUUACAUGAUCUAGAACAAGCCAUUAGCAUGAAUGUAGAGGUUGAUGGAAAUAUACUCAAAAUCGAUGUUGCUGAUGGCAAAAGAAACGAAAGAGGCGGCGGUUUUGACAAAGGCGGCAGAGGUGGCGGUAGAGGGAACAGAGGCGGCGGAGCCGGUGGCGGUUUUAGGGGUGGCGAGAGGUAUGGUAAUGACGAUUUUGAAGGACGGCCUCUUUCUAGAGGGAACUUCAAUGAUAGAGAUAGGGGUGGCCAUAGAGGAAAUUACGGUAAUUUUGCUGGUGACGAUGGACACAGAGGUGACUGGUCUCAGAAUAGGGGACGUGGUGGUAACCAAGGUGGCAGUGGUGGAGGAGGUGGAGGUCCGGCUGGCGGCUUCGGCGGUGGCAAACCGCGACCAGAAAGAAAGAGUUUUUCAGAGGAUCUCCCCAGUGGCCCACUGGAUACCGCAGGCAGGCCAAAGCUGAAACUGCUACCAAGAACGGUGAAAGCGCCGAUCAACGCAUUAGCAGAUGGGGAAAGAAGCGUAUCCAUCUUUGGUGCAGGUAAACCGAGAGAAGAACGAGCCCCAUCAACGGAGGAAAGUAAAGAUGAUUAAUUUGUGUGUUUUGUUUUCUCUUUUUUAAGUUAUUGUAAAGAUAAUAAUUUUACAUUUACGCAAAAAUGUAACCUUAAUAAAAGUAUAAAAGGAAUUUUUUACAGAGAGGAAGGUCUAUAAUGAAUGUUUUUUCAUUUGGAUGUGGAUGAAGGUCUCAUGGUUGGGGACUAGUUGGUUUAUGAAUAAUUUCUUAUAUAAUUUUUAUUGUAUAACAAAUAGAGUGAUGUAACCUUAUAUGGCUACAAACUGUAGUGCCUAUAGUAGAUUAUAGUAAUCGUGAAAUCAGCUCAUUAAGGGAAUUUUUUUCUGCUUAUUUAAUCAAUUUUGUAUUUAUUAUACUAUUUUUAUAUGGGUCCCUAGAUUCUAUUUUUAUAUGUUCAAAACAUUUUUGUUAAAUAGGCAAGCAUUGACGUGUUUACAAGCUACAAACAUACAUUCUUUGAGAUAUAAAUAUGAGCCAUCAAUAAUGAUGUUUCAAAUGUCUCUUCCAUCCUAUCCUCAAAUGAUAGAGAUUUUCAUUGAUUUCAGUUGAUUUUAUAGCUGCUACUAGAAAUUACGAAGAAUUUAGGCAAAUGGAGCCUCAUGAUAUCUCAUGGCAUCUGCAAAACCUAUUAAAGGAAAAAAAAACAUUGAGUUCCAAUGUUAUCACCUAUUUUUCCUUGUACAUUCGCAAGUACAAUGUGGAAACUGUUAUUGAAAAUAAAGGUAACUAAGGGGAUACAUAUUACACCUUUAUAGUCCAGAGAUCGAACUAGUUGUCAGUGAUUCAUUUUGAAGUUCGUAGAUUAUUACGGAAUUUGAGGAGUAAUUUCACUGGCGUGUAAAAUUAUACUAUAAUGUGUAUAAUUGUAUAAUUUUAUAAUUAUACCAUUAUUUUAGUAAGCAAUAAGUAACAUUUCAUGCAACAAUUUCCUGCCAACAAUUUCCUGCCAACUAUUUCGUUAUUUGAGUAUAGUUGUCUUGUCGUAAUAUGUAUGUUCCCCUACUAUGAGAUACUCGUUUCAUAAAGAAGCGUAUACAAAUUGUAAAACUACUGAAACGACUGAACCAUACGGCGGCAACUGAACCAUAGCUUAGUUGAUAUCUGAGGAAUCUUGGAGUUGUACAGUGAAGUGUAAUGUGAUAGAGAAAUAUCUCUUAAGCUUAAGAGGCAUAUUUCUAAAAUAAGCCAAAACAGACAAUUGUCAUUCGAAAAAGUAGAGAAAAAUGUCGGAACUGUUUACGUGGGAGUCCACUGAACAUUAUAUAUCGAAAUAGAGCGAAAGUGAUAGUGAAUUCUUUCAAAAAUUUGUUAUGGAGGGACUUCUUAUCAAAUGAAUAAGUGCUUAAACGCAACCUAUCAACCGCUGUACAACUAUUUUCAAUGGAAAGUGACCUUUUUGAUAUCAUUUUACUCCCACAAAAGUCAGUUUAAACUGAAAUUAAUUAAUUUAUAGAAAAAUCUGAAUAUACUAGUCACCCCUCAUGCACUCCUUAAUCCACUGUCCAAUAUCUUUCUAAAAUUACUUGGGGAAUUAAGAUUUUCAGAUUGUUCUAUGUAAUCGAUUUUAUGCUGCAUUUUACUGUGUUAAUUAGGAGGCAGGCGUUCCUGAUGAUAUUUUUUAAAAACAUUGCUAUAGAUUUCUAAUACUUUUUUUUCUGCGACUCCCCAUAAACGUACUUGCAAAGUUGCGUUAAAAAUGUUCUAUUCAGUUUAAAGUAUGUGAUACAUUGAACACUUUCAAAGAUAAAUCAUGUCUGACGGUUGUUAGUUUACAUAUAUAUUUCAGCGAGUGAAAAAUCGAACUCAAUAUCUUAAUGAUCUAAUGAGCUACUACAUUCAUACGAAUAUGUUCAUCUGGAUGAAUGUCGUAGAGAAAAAUUGACAAGAACACCAUUUAGUGAGUCGAAAACCUUUUUAAGAUCAGCAGCAGGUUGUAAGAUAUGGAGAAGUAAUGGAUAUGGACACGAUAUGCAUUUGUAAAAGAGAAAAGAGGAGUCAAACCAUUCAAAGUCCUUUAGGAAAAAAUCUAAAAAUUUGUAUUAAAUUUAUCGUCUAAAGCCUUUACAGCUUGCAAGUAUACCUGCAAGAUGCAAGAAAGUUGCUAAAAGGCAUGCACAGUAUGUCGUCAGCUGAUUAUUUCCUGCAACUUCUUGCAAUUGCGCAAUAAUCGGUUUGGUGCCAUUUUCUGUUCAAGUUUUCAUGCAAGUCUAGAGGAAUUUGCAGGAAAUUUGAUUUUUCCACAAUCUUUCCCACAAAGACAUACAUGCCGAUCAGCUGUUUUUGAGAUAUCAACAUUAUUUCCCAUUAAGGGUAAAAAUUUCAACAUUAAUUGCAAGCUGUAAAAUCACACAUAAAGACCUUGCAAUAGACUUGCAUGAAAGUUAGUCAUGCAAGAAACGGCAGCAAGUUUUCUUGCGAGCUGUAAAACGGGGUUAAGCAACAACAAAUAAAAAUACUUGUAAGAGGGAUUUAUAAACCAAGCAAGCAAAAGAAAAAUUUUAACCUGGUCAAGGUAAAUCGUGUGUUGUGCAUGUAACGGGUGGCUCUGUUAGACACCAGACUCAGUAAAGCACAACUUUAAUUCAAGUAAAAAUGUCUUCUGCAUAAAUAAAUCACUAAAUGAAAUUAAUUUCUCUGUACAAUAGAAAUAAAAUAUCAAUCCCGUCGAAGGUUUCAACAAUGUCACGAACCACUGUUGAUUACCUGCGAACAAUAAAUACAGUUAAUUGAAGUAACAAGACGAUGAGUUAUGUACUACAUACACACAUCAAGGAGAACAAAUGAUGGAGAACGGUGCUGGUAUACAUUUAGAGUUGGGACGGAUCAGUCAAUACUUAAUCACCGCGGCAGGACGGUUUGGCCUUAAAUUAAUACUUUAAGAGCCUGAUGUGGAAACCACUACUAAAUCAAUCCUUUAGCAGAGGCGAUUGACCUCCAGUCAACACCCUUUGGCCCGAAAAAGUUGUACCAGAUCAAUUCUCCGGCAAAACUCACGUCUUUAUUGUGGCGGACAUCGGUGUUAGUGGAAAGUAAGGUACCGUACUUGUGUACGGAACAGUGUGGCUAGGUUUUAUACCGGGUUGUAAGCCAGAAUGAUGAUGAAGUCUUGAGUCUUCUAGACAACUUCUCUCAUAGUGUUUUUAAGAAAUUUCGUGUGAAUAAAAUCCUAAUCUGACUAAAACAUCCUAAUAUUUCUGAAACAAAAAUGUGGCUAGAACAUCAACUACGUUAAUUACUAAAUCAUUCAGGAAUAUAUCAUUCAAUAGCAAGUAAAGUUCUAUUCAUGAGCAUUUUUCAGUGCGUUACAAAUGAUAGAAAAAAAGGUAAGUCCGUGAUAAUACACAUUUAUAACAUUUAUUCUAACCAAUUUAUGCCAAUUUGGCAUAAAAACAAAUCAAUUGUGUUUAUUGCAUUUAUAAAAUGGUAUUUUCUUUGAUUUGUAUAGUCUUAUAAAUUGUACAGAUUAUAUUCGAAUAAAGGCCAAAGGGCGUAACCCUCAAUUUAUAAAUUUUACAGGAGGCUAAUAAAACUGAAUUACUUGUACUAUGUAGCUAGUUUCAAUAUUCUAAGAUACAUGUUCUAUGUAGCUAGUUAAACUAGCUACAUAGAACAAUGAAUAUCGAAUAUUGAAACUAGCUACAAAGUACAAGUAAUUCAGUUUUAUUAGCCUCCUGUAAAAUUUAUAAAUUGAGGGUUACGCCCUUUGGCCUUUACACCAUUGAUAUUAUAUAAUUCGUAAAUAUUUUUUUUCGAUUAUAGCGCCAUCUAUCGACAACUAGAAUAAAUGUUAUAAAUGUCUCUAAUCACAGACGUGCGUUUUUUCUGUCACAUACAAUUUAAUUCAUUAGAAAGAAAUCGAAAAACUGUGACGCACUGAAAGAUGCUCAUGAGAAAAAUAAUACUUGCCUUUAAUAUACAUAUACAAUAAGUUUAUAGCUGUGCUUUCAGGGAUUUAUUACAUAAGUUUGACUUAAAUGUAUAUCAAAACAUGCCCAUUUUGAAUAACCAACCUAAUUGUUUAAAUUCAACACUGCCAUAUUUUGCGCCAAUUGAAAUUAUUGAUUUUUUUCAAUUCUCUGUGACUAUAUUCAUUCAACAUUUCCCUUACUUUUUGAGCAAUGUUUUUAUUUUAAAGUUCAAAAAUGCUCUCUCAUUUUCUAAAAAGAUCGAUUCAUUUGUGUAUUUAACUUCACUAUUAAGAGCGUAGGCUCAAUAUUUCUCGCCAAUGUGUUUUAAAUGGGUACCGGUUAAACUUGGUAAUGUAAUCUUUCAUGCUGCGUUUAAAUGUUUCAAAAAUAUUAGUUUUUUCAGUAUUCGAAAAAAAAAUGAAUGCAUGUAAAAAGCAUAGGCCCGAAAUGCGAUUAUUGACAUAAUUUAGGUUAAAUACUAAUGACCUGCUUACGGUUUACACCAAAUUGCCAGAUUAACUGGUAUAUGUAUCAAUUUAGCUCUACUUAUUCUUCCUAUUUAAACUUAUACAUAAUAAGUACACAAAAACUUAUAUAGCAGCAAUAAUAUAGUUUUAAUAAACUCGAUACAGUCUUAAAAUAUUUAUGAUACUUCUAUUCCACUCUACUGUUUUGUUUUUUUUUCUAUCUACUUAUGCCUACUAAUAACUGAUUGAUAUUAUAUUAUAUCCAGUCACAUCGAAUUUUUCUACUCUUUACGAUAAUAUUGUCAGCCACUGUGAAAUGUAAUAAUUUUACAGAGGUUUUUAUUAAAAAAAUGCAUAAAAAUACCAAAAAUUAUUCUAUCGCUAAUUGUAUAAAAUUAAACUUUACAAUUUAUAAAAGUACAACCUACUUUGUAUUUGUUAAUUGUAAUUAUAUAAUAUAAGAAUCUUAUGCUUUGUUUUUUUUUUACAAGUGAAGAAAUUGUCACAAAUCUAAAUUUUUCUCUAAUAUUCUGUGUAAUUUACACAUUUAAUGGUACAGUGUAAAUAAAAUAAUGAGAUACUUUCCUCAAUUUAUCAGAAAUUGACUAAACUGAUGAUUAGUUUCAUUUUCUUCCUAAAUUCAAAUACCAUUGCAAAUUUUCUGAUGCCAAUGUAUUUUGGAACCCCACAUAAGGAAUCCCCAAUUUGAAACCUACAUAGUGUUGUGAUUACUUUGGUAUUCAAUUCAUAAUGCUGGAGCCACAGUAACGUUAACAUCUAACGUCCAUUUUCGCUUUAAUUAACACACCAAAAAUGAUGGAAUAAACUGCGCAUUAAAGUGACUGGCCACACUUAUUUUAGCGCGUAGUCAGCAGAAAACGCGUUUUUUAAUCCAAUAAUUUCAAGAUGGAAGUCGAAGCUGCUACGCUGUUAUAUUUUAUGUGUGCUAAUUAUUAUUUUAUGAAUUUAUUAUUUUAUAAACGGUUCAAGCAAAAACCAAGACUCAAAAGAAGAUGGUGGAUGAUAAAAAUGCAGCGUCACAAUGAACACCACGAUUUUUAUGUGAUUUUUGUCGGUGAUCCCAUAAGCAAGUUUAUGUUUCGAACACUGUUAAAAAUUCAAGUAUUUUCUCGUUACUCCACUCCAUUUUCGUAGAAUAGUAUCUAUGUAACCUAUUUCACACAAUAAAUUACUCUGCCGCGCUGCAAGCUAGAAUUUGUUGAAACAGUGCAAGUGUAGCCACAACAACGCCAUAAGUAACGGAGUAACUCCUUUGUAGUGUCGAAAGAAACCGACACCCGAUCUAUCGCCUAACGUUUAACGGCAUUAAUAAUGCCAUUUUGUGAACAGCCGUGCAUGACAACUGGUCUCAUAAGCCAGAACGCCUGGGUUCGAGCCCCAGCACAGACAAUCGCAUUUUUCAUUUCUAAAAAUGAUACGAGCUGUUGACCGUGCCUCGGAGAGUACGUUAAGCUGUCGGUCCCCCUGGGCUAGUCUUAACAUCGACACUAGUUACUUGAAACAGGGUUAAAGAUGUAAAUGGCCCCGGAACCUGCCCGAAAGGAUCUUCCCGGCAAAAAUGCCAUACGAUAUUAUUAUUAUUAAUAAUGGCAUUAACAAAUUAGCGCGCUAAGUCAUGGCUACACCUAACGCGUUAGUCAAAUAACGCGUUAAUUAACGGCAUUAGACGUUACUGUGGCCCCAGCAUAAACUGAACUUUUUAUCGUUUUUUUUUUAUCCAAAAUGGUUCUUUGAUGUACCCAGUACAAUUUAAUGUUAUAAGUCUUGCUGUGUAACAGCUUUUAUCGAUGUGGUGCUAUAAAGAUAAUUUUAGCGAAUCUUGCAUAACAUAAGUCUUUAUUUCCAAUUUUUUCUUUGUUUUUCUCUCUCUCUCUUGAGCAGUAUUCAUAGGGUUACCAUAAUUUAUUAAGGCCAAAUCCGGACAGGGGUAGUCCAUGGGGUUGUAGGAAAGCUAAAAUGUGAAUUUGACUGUGUGUGGCUACCUCUACAUUGUACAUACAGUGUGUUCCAACGAAAAUUUGACCCCUCCUCCAAACUCAGAAACUAAGAGUUUCUUCACAAAAACACGUCAAUUUGUAUCGGAAGGGGGACGAAUUUUCAUGCAAAAUUCAUGCUCUCAAAUGUAACCCCCUACUGACCCCCAGUGUUUUUUAAUUAACAAGUGUAGUCGAGUUGCACAUCAUUUGAAAGGUAGUUUUUUUUUUCUCUACACGACCCUCUAUUUUUUUUAAUUUGCGAAAUAACUUUAAAGACAGUUUUGGAUUUAACUAAUUUAUAAUACAUUUGUUAAGUUCAAAAUUGUCUUCAAACUUGUUAUGUAAAUUAAAAAAAAAUAGUGUCGUGUAGAGAAAAAAAUUACCUUUCAAAUGAUGUGCCACUCGAUCACACUUGCUAUUUAAAAAAAAGUGGGGGUUGAUGCGGGGCAGUGGAGGGUUACAUUUGAGGGCAUGAAGUUUGCAUGAAAAUUCGUCCCCUCCCAUUAUAAAUUGACGUAUUUUUAAAAUUUUUAAGAAGCUCUUGGUUUCUGAGUUUCUGGGGUGGUCAGAUUUUCGAUGGAACAGACUGUAUAUGCGAAAUGCAUAUGGCACAAUUAAAAGUACAGCUGUUUCGCUACAAUAUGCAACUAACAUCGAAAAUAUUUGCAAGUUUAAAAUACAUAUACACCUAUGUUUUAACAUACUUUAGACCUAGAACUUAACUAGGUGCUGCGCAGAAUGAAAUUUUCCACCGUUGGGCCAAGUGUUUUCCAUUUUUUUUAGUAAAGCAAAAAAUCCGGACAUUUCUCAUAUCCGGACGCCAAUCCGGACAUGCCGUUCAAAUCCGGACUGUCCGGAUGAAAUCCGGACGUAUGGUAACCCUAAGUAUUCAUCAACUGAUUCAUGGGUUUUGUUCUUUUAGACUUGUUUUUUCUUCUUGUGAAGCCCUUUGUAGUCCCAUCAAUAGUAUUGGACUAUCGCGUGCUAUUAAAUUUAGGAUGUCAUAUGUGUAAUAUUCUCUUGGUGUAGUUGGAACUCUUCUUAGAAGUUUGCCUCAAAAAUUUGUAUUUCUUGUCAGCUUCACGAUUCUAGAAAUGGUGAGUCUGAUUUAAAGAUCUUGUUAAGCUACCAAGAUUAUGAAUUUGCACGUGAUUUCCACAGGACUUCCACAAAGUAGCCAGCAAACUAUAUUUCUACUAUAUUUCUGGCUAGUGCUUUGAUUUCAGCCAGGGUUUCCCCAUUUCUUUCUCUUCGUCCAGUAUUGCCCUUUUCCAAGUUUUUAAGUCUGCAUACUUUCUGUCAGCCUUCAGAAUUCCAAUCCAGCACUGUUCUUACAAUGUCAUCUGUUGUGUCAAUGUUGUGUACGGAGUGUGUGGUCCAGGCAUCUCUAUAAUUUUCUUCGCCUUAUUUGCUUUAUGGCAUUUUUUUGGUUGGCUUGGGUCUCCACAAAUUUUCAUUUAAAAUUCGAUGAGGCCAAAAUAUCAUCAUCAAUGGUGCUACAGCACUAUGAAAGAGCCUCGACCUUCUCAAGUCUAUUACGCCAGUCAGUCCUAUCCAUUGCCAACUGUUGCCAGUUUGCUGCGCGUAUUUUUCUACCAUCGUCUACACCAUCCUUCCAUCUGAGUUUUGGCCUACCCCUAUUUCUACUUCCCACAGGUUGUGACAUAAGGAUUCUUCAAGGAGGGUUGUUAUGCUGUGAUCUUGCUAGAUGUUCUGCCCACUUAGUCUUCCUAUUCUUAUAAGAGAUACUACGUCUUUACCACCAAAUAUAUGUUUAUAUCUGUGGUAUACCUCGUAGUUGGACCUCCUCCAAAUACCAUUUUUGCAGAUGCCACCGAAUAUUCCUCUCAGGAUCCUUCGUUCAAAUAUAGCCAGGUUUUCAUCUGCCUUGGAGAUGGUCCAUGUCUCCGAUCCAUAUGUCAACACUGGUUGUAUAAGGGUUUUGUAUAUGGUUAUUUUUGUUUUUUGGCUUAAGUUUCUGCUUCUCAUAUGUCUACUCAGUCCAAAAUAGCAUUUGUUCGCUAGGAUUAUCUUUCUCUUGAUUUCUUCCGUCAUGACGUUCUCCUUGGUGAUCAGGGAGCCUAAGUAUGUGAAUUUGUCCACCACUUCAAAGGCAGAGUUAUCAACAGUAAAUUGGUGACCGAUGUUUCUGGCUCUAUUGUUGGAUGUUAAGGCCAAAAUACACGAAGGAUAUUUCGUAACACUAUCUAUUGAUUAAAACUUUUAUUUGGUGUACUGAUACUUAUAUCUUCUAUGUAUCACAGCCAUAUGGUAAAACCGCUUUUAAUUUUUUGUAUAUGAUUUUUAAUUUCAUUGUAAUUUGGUAAAUCCUUGAAUUACAUGUUAUCAAUCAGAUUGUAGGCAUUGUUAUCGUUAUGGUAAAUCGGGACAGGGCCCACUUGUGAGCCAGCCCUGCAGACACUUUGACGUCCUAAGGCGGGUUCAUUGUAUCAUCUUUAUCAUAUGGACUAGGUCCAUAAGGAUCUGAUCUUCGGUGUUUCUGGGGUCCAGGCUUCUCUGGGCUUUCAUAUCUACUAGAACAGAAGGGGCUUCAAAUCUGAGCUCCUGCCUUUCCGAAUAUCUAAUCCUUUUUGCAUCAAGGCCCAAACCAGAAUCUGUCACCUCUGAUAGACCAGCACCAGGCGCUUCCAGAGGACAUGUGAGGAGGUUUCUUCCUCAUCACAUAGACGGCAUGUGGGCCAUCCGCCAAUCCAAACAGAUCAAGGUGCCGCCUGAGUCUACAGUGGCCGGUAAACAUGGUCUGUGGUCCAGAAGAAGUUAAAUUCAUGUGACUGCUCUACGCUUACUCUUUAUGCGUGAUUGGUUUGGUCUGAAGUCGGCUUGUUCAUUCUGGUUUCACACUGUCUGUCAGUCGGUUGUCUAUAAUUAUUGCUGUUAAUUUAUUUAUGGUAGUCAAAAAGUGUGAUUCCUCUUUAGUUUUGGCAAUAUCUUGUCACAGGUUCCGUUUUCCAUUAUUUAGGAACUUUUUUCCUUUCUCCAGGCCCUUCACAAAAGUGGUUUGAUUAGCUCUGUUGUAGGUGGGCAUGCUUUUAAAACUCUGGUGGAAUAUUGUCAGGGCCGGCUGCUUUGUGCGCUUUUUGUUUUUCUAUGACCAUUUCUAUUUCUUGCUUGUUGGUUCAUUGGUGUUAAUUCUUACAUAUAUUUAGAUAUUUGUCCGAAAUUUUAGAUUGUUUAUUUUUAAGUAUAUAUGCUGUGUCAGCAGAGCAUUUCAAUGGCUUUCGAUAUUUAAAAGAUGGCAAUGUAAUAUUCUCUAGUCUUCUAUUGAUACCUGUUUUUAAUUAAUUACUGCUUUUUCUCAACGUGUAAAGAAUAAUUAUGGUUUUUGUUCAUAAUUAUCUGGGGUUUGUAUUAGAAAAAUAUAAAACUAAGAUAUACAACAGAAAUGGUUGUAGUGAAAAGUAGUGCCCACAUUAUAUGUACUUUUCAGUAAAUUAAUAGUGAAUCUGUUGGAAUAAAGAUAAUGGAAAGAUAUGAUUUAUCUUAGACUGGUUUUCUUUUUUUUUAUAUAUAGUUUUGUAGAUUAAAAUGCCCUGUAUGUUUUGGGGAAGUUUACAGUUAACGUUGACUCUUUAAAAUCUGUACUAUCGGUUAAAUAUGGCAUUGUAAAAAAUUUGGAUCCACAGGUAUUGUGCAUCUUUUUUGUAUAUUAAUUAUUUUUUUUACAAUGCUAUUAUCGACGUUAUUCGCACAUAUUGUGUGACAUUCCGUCAUUGUGUAAUAUAUUUCAAAAUAAAAUUGUCAAAUUCUU
Diabrotica virgifera virgifera (western corn rootworm) is the source of this 11246-nucleotide messenger RNA. Its product is annotated as eukaryotic translation initiation factor 4H-like. Gene Ontology annotation, molecular function: RNA binding. The coding region runs from base 268 to 1122 and encodes 284 amino acids. The record is from RefSeq and is a predicted model, not a curated record. NCBI's taxonomy places the organism in Eukaryota, Metazoa, Arthropoda, Insecta, Coleoptera, Chrysomelidae. The transcript has 5 exons.